GCAGUGCAAAAACUUAUGAGCGGCAAUGCUUAACGUUAAGAUUAGCGCCACAGACGAAACGUAUAAAAGCUUUGUCCAACCGGACAGUGGAUAUCAGUAAGUCUUUCAGAGUCUUUCCGCUAACAACAUGAAGUUCAUUAUUGCCCUCGCCUGCCUGGUGACAUUGGCCUACGCCAAUGAAAAUGCCAAUGUGCUGAAGAGCGUACAGGAGGUCAACGUUGACAACUUCAAAUACGCUCUUGAAUUGGACAAUUCAGUGAACGUAGCGCAAGAAGGUCAACUGAAGGGAGAGGAAUUGAUUGUGAAUGGCCUACAAGCAUGGACGUCUCCUGAGGGUGAACCAGUUAGUAUCCAAUACUUGGCUGACGCUAACGGCUACCAAGUUCUUGCUGCUAACCCCCCUCUGCCGACUCCACCUCCAAUCCCAGAGGCAAUCCUCAGGUCCAUUGAAUGGAUCAAAGCUCAUCCAAUUGCUGAAAAUCAAAACUAAAUUAUGAUUCUUUCGUUAACAAUAAAAGCAUAAAAAUGUAA
Messenger RNA from Drosophila montana, 531 nucleotides. It is a transcript of the gene Cpr47Eg, whose product is annotated as Cuticular protein 47Eg. Bases 128 to 490 code for a protein of 120 amino acids. The transcript is spliced from 3 exons. The record is from RefSeq and is a predicted model, not a curated record. Lineage: Eukaryota; Metazoa; Arthropoda; Insecta; Diptera; Drosophilidae.